This is a messenger RNA of Fusarium vanettenii 77-13-4, 873 nucleotides long. RefSeq lists its product as uncharacterized. The transcript has 6 exons. Lineage: Eukaryota; Fungi; Ascomycota; Sordariomycetes; Hypocreales; Nectriaceae. Gene Ontology annotation, molecular function: methyltransferase activity. Bases 1 to 873 code for a protein of 290 amino acids. The record is from RefSeq and is a predicted model, not a curated record.
AUGCCUUAUAACUCGCCUCUUGAGAAUGGACGCCGUUAUCAUGCAUUCCGUGAGGGUGCCUAUCUUGUGCCCAACGAUGACGAUGAACAAGAUCGCAUGGAUUUAGGUCAUCACAUCUAUCGUCUUCUUCUUGGUGGAAAGCUUUACCUCGCCCCUAUCAAGGAGCCUCAGCGGGUACUUGACCUUGGUACCGGAACUGGUAUUUGGGCCAUGGAGUUUGCAGACGAGUUCCCCUCGGCUCAAGUCCUGGGCACUGAUCUUAGCCCUAUCCAACCCACAUGGACCCCACCAAACUGCGUCUUUGAAGUCGACGACUUUGAAUCACCCUGGCUCUACAAGCAACCAUUCGACUACAUCCACGCCCGAGAACUAGGAGGUUGUGUAAGUAGCGAUAAGCACUUCUUUGACCAAGCUUUCAAGCACCUGAAACCCGGCGGUUAUUUGGAAAUGCAAGCCGUCUAUACAGACUUCAAGUCUGACGAUGGAACCAAAGACAAGGCCGAGAACGCAGUUGUAUGGAUGAAGCACAUGGUUGACGGCACAGCCAAGUUUGGAAAACCCCUAGAUUGCGCGAUUGGAUGGAAGAAGGCGAUGGAAGAUGCAGGUUUUGAAGACGUUCAACAACAAGUCUACAAGUGCCCUAUUGGACAGUGGCCAAAGGACCCCAAACUCAAGGAGAUUGGCAAGUAUCAAGCUGCUCAAGAGUCUCAAGUCAUCACUUCAUAUACUCCAGCCGUCUUCUCACGCGUUCUAGGCUGGCAGGAUGAUGAGAUUCAGGUUUUUAUGGCCAAGGUCAAGAAGGAUAUCACGAGCCCGGCCAUCCACCUCUAUCUCCCCGUGUACUUUAUCUGGGGUAGAAAGCCUGAAGCAUAA